Molecule: messenger RNA, 351 nt
Organism: Benincasa hispida (wax gourd)
Lineage: Eukaryota; Viridiplantae; Streptophyta; Magnoliopsida; Cucurbitales; Cucurbitaceae
Source: RefSeq, a predicted model, not a curated record
AUGUCAAUGUAUGCGUUGGUGUUUGGGAAGGCUUGUCAUCUACCAUUGGAAUUAGAGCAUAAGGCGCUGUGGGGUGUGAAGAAGCUUAACUUUGAUCUGAAGGCUGUAAGGGAAGAGGGAAAACUUCAGUUACUCGAGCUAGACGAAUGGAGACUACAGGUGUAUGAAAAUGCCAAAAUUUACAAAGAACGCAUGAAGUGUUGGCAUGACAAGCGUCUAUGUGAAAAGAAUCUCCAAGCAAGUCAGAAGGUCUCACUAUUCAAUUCUAAGCUACGACUCUUUCCAGGAAAAUUGAAAUCGCGUUGGUCCGGACCAUUCAAAUUAAGAAAGUAUUACUACAUUGAGAGAUAG